CGUACGACUGCUUAUUUAAACACCCCUCCGACUCUCUCGCGGUUACUUCGCUAUUUGCCUACUUGGGUCAAGCCAGAGACAGGUAGCAGGAUAGCUCGUCCAGACUCGCAGGCACGGACUCUUGCUACGGAACUCACUCAGCCAUCACUCUGCUAUAAGGUCGAAGCUCUUCGCCUCGACGACAAAAGCGACAGCCAGAUUCCACGGCUCCCCGUUCUCGCCCGCUACCACUGGCCACCACACCACUUCAGUCGCCCUCCCUUUUUGGCUUCUUGGAGCAUGCCCCACGCCAUCCCCGACACCACAUCACUCCCGAACGCUAACAACAUGUCACGUCCAUCGUCGACGUCGACGUCGAGCGCUGCCGUCGCCGUCGCCGCUGCUGCUCCUAGGCCCACCACCGGCGCCAACACCCUGCUAGCUCCCGAACCCAUCGGCGAGCAACUCUCGCCCUCGCGAUCGACAUUCUCCUUCGAAUCGUCUCCAAAGUCGGUGCAGGCUGCUGAGAACACGGUCCAGCAUGACGAUGCCAGAAUCAUCCGCCCGGCCACUGCUAUGGCUGCCAUCGCUGCACGGAACCCCCCGACAUCUGGUGGCCCUGUCGUGCAGUCGACCGGUGGUGGGUCGCGCCGUCGUGCUCAGUACUACGAGGAGCAAUUUGCCUACAAGGAUGAUACCGUCUCCUCUGCCCGCGACCGUGUGACCAAGGAUGCACCUAUUGUGGCCGAAUUGCGCACAAACGUUAUUAUCAAGGACGAAUACACGCUGGUGACCGAUCUGUCGCACCACCUCGCUGUGCGCUACCAGAGACCAGAGUCAUCCAUCAUGAUCACCGUGAGUCACUCGGCCUGUCUGCUGCUGGGCGGCUCCUUUGAGCCCACCUACGUGCUGAGCAUCACCGCUCUCCCUGUUCAACUGCAGCCUACCACCAACAAGCGGAAUGCCGCCCUCAUCCAGGCCUUCAUGUUCGAAUCCAUUGGCGUUGCCACCGACCGCGGUAUCAUCAAGUUCCUCCCCAUUGAGCCCGAAUGCUUCGCUACCAACGGAUCCACUCUCUUUGGCGAGAUAGAGCGGCUGCAGCGGCAAUCGGCCGACGAGAACGGUGGUUUGAAGCGCGCUCUCACCAAGGGUUCUCGGCGGUCUGCCGUUAGCAAAGCCAAGAGUAGCUUUCAGCUGUCUCGAAAUGAUUCCAAGGCUAAUGCUCCAGCAAGAACCACUAUCACCCCUCCACUUCCUAGCCCUGGCCCAUUCGACUCCGGAGUUGCGGUCGACCAAGGCACCGACGUGACCCAGUCCCAUCCCGCCGUUACCAAACCCCUCAACAAAUCAUCCAUGAAAAGCCCGUCUUCUAAACGAACAACCGAUAAACAAGCAACUUUCUCGCCCAACGUACAGGACAAUUCACAGCAGCCUAAAAUCAGUAAACGCAAAAGUCUUGCCGCCAUGUUCCGGCGGUGA
Molecule: messenger RNA, 1458 nt
Organism: Periconia digitata
Lineage: Eukaryota; Fungi; Ascomycota; Dothideomycetes; Pleosporales; Periconiaceae
Source: the annotation of a GenBank genome assembly